Molecule: messenger RNA, 387 nt
Organism: Rosa chinensis
Lineage: Eukaryota; Viridiplantae; Streptophyta; Magnoliopsida; Rosales; Rosaceae
Product: cysteine proteinase inhibitor 1
Exons: 1
Coding region: 1-387 (128 amino acids)
Molecular function (GO): cysteine-type endopeptidase inhibitor activity
Source: RefSeq, a predicted model, not a curated record
AUGAUGAUGCGUCCAAUCUGCCUCCUCCUCUCCCUCUUUCUCUUUGGUUUUCUGCUCGCCGUUGGUGCUGUUUCCUUCGAUGCUUCCUUCGGUCCAGUGGUUGGUGCACCCUGGCCCGUUAACAUCAACGACCCCGAGGUGAAAGAGAUCGCCGAGUUCGCUGUCUCCGAGUUCAAUAAGGAAUCUGGGAAAACGUUGGUGUUCCAGAAAGUGGUCAGUGGCCUUGGUCAGGACGUAGCAGGAGUGACUUAUGAUCUUGUCAUUGCGGUCAGGGAUGAGUCCUUGCCUAGUAGCCCAAUUGUGAAUUAUGCGUGUUAUGUCUGGGAAAGAUCUUGGGAGAAUUUCAGGAAACUUGAAUCCUUCCAUCAAGUUCUUCCAUCAAGUUAA